Molecule: messenger RNA, 1592 nt
Organism: Polistes canadensis
Lineage: Eukaryota; Metazoa; Arthropoda; Insecta; Hymenoptera; Vespidae
Exons: 2
Coding region: 221-1021 (266 amino acids)
Source: RefSeq, a predicted model, not a curated record
AGUAAAGUUGGUAUACCUGCAGGGGAUAUAUUUAAAGUUGAUUUCCAAAGUAACUACCGAUAAGGUAGUGAAAAGAAAUAAGUUAAUCGUUCAUAAUGUAUAAACAAUAGUAUAUCGAUAACAUAGAACGUGAUUUAAUGAACAAAGCAAAAUACAUCAAAAGGAGUCAGAAAAUUUUUGAGUUGUAACGGCCAUCCUCCUUGUACUGCGUUUCAACAGCAUGGCGCUUGAAGAAAAUAAAAAUAAAUAUUCUAACAUAGAGUAUGUACGUACGAAUAUGCUUUGGAUGGACAUAAAGAUUGUUGAUCCUGAAAUGGAAACCUUAAUGAAACAAAUUAAUGAGGAGCAAACAAAAUUAAAGGAAGCACUGCGUGAGAAACUGUAUUUAAUAAGAUUUGAUACUGAUUUUGUACAGAAAGAAAAUGAACAAUUAAAAGAUUGGUUAAGCUUUAAAGGAAUACAAUUUGAGGUAAAGAAGGAGCAUUCAAGCAUUGAUGCACCAAAUGAAAUUCUUAUAAAGGAGGAACUAAUACAUAAUGUAACAAAUGCGAAUGAACACCACGUAGAAAAGUUUAAUGAUCAAAUUUCAGAAAAAUUUAGUCAUAUAGAGAAAAGUAAUAAUAAAUCAGCUCAAGAGAUAACGGAUACCAAAGAAGAAACUAAUAGAUUGAAGAGUUGCUACGUAAAGCUAAAUAAAAAGGAAAGUAAAGAUUAUAAAGAAAGUAAAGAUGACAGUUUGAAGAAAGAUAGUCAAAAUAUGAAUAUAAAGGUUGAUGUUUCCAAUGUUAAUAAUCAAAAUAAAGAUGAAGAAUCUGCUAUUGCAAAAAGAACACGUAAAAGUACACAAGUAAACAUAUCGGUUGAAAAUAUUUGGUUGAGCGAAAAGAAAUCUAAACAUGGUAUGGAAAGACUUAGACUUGUUAAAAAUUAUAAAACGACUAAUAAAAGGAAAAAAAAUACCAAAAGGAAGAUAGAAGGAGUACAAAAUAAAGAGGAUAUUGAUAUUCUAGAUCAACCUUAAGGAUUUUACUCUAAUAAAGUUCUAUAAUAGAGUAAUUUAUAACACAAAAAUACAGUUACAUUACAUAUUUUAAUGUAAGAUUUAUUUAAAGAUGUAUCUUAUAAUUAUUUCUUAUAUACUACUUUAUUUUGCUCUAACAUAAAAUUACAAUUAUGCUAAUGUAUUUAAAAUUAAAAUAAUCUCAUUAUUUUCUUAUGUUUUGGGUAAUAAUUUAUUACUCUGACCAAUGAAGAUGUUUGGAUUAAUACAUGCAUACAAAGUAUGAAAUGCAGGGUAUACAAUGAAGAUAUUUACUUUUGGUACAUGCACUUUUUGUAUGGUCAAAUCUAAUAUUGUAUAUAAGUGUUAAAUUAGUAACAAAUAGGAAACAUAAAUGCUAUUGAUAGUUGACACGAAUUAUAUAAAUUUUAUUAAAUAAUGACAUAUUAAAAAUUUAUUGAAUACAGUUUCUCAGGGCAGUAGAUUUCAUAAAUGUGAUGUAAUUACAUCAGGUACAAAUUUAAUGUGAAAUAUGCACCUGAGAUAUAUUAAAUUUAAUUGUAAAGCAUAGGAAUAAAAUGUUUUGAAUAUA